Molecule: messenger RNA, 816 nt
Organism: Echinococcus granulosus
Lineage: Eukaryota; Metazoa; Platyhelminthes; Cestoda; Cyclophyllidea; Taeniidae
Exons: 5
Coding region: 1-816 (271 amino acids)
Biological process (GO): regulation of transcription by RNA polymerase II; embryo development
Cellular component (GO): nucleus
Molecular function (GO): DNA-binding transcription factor activity, RNA polymerase II-specific; RNA polymerase II transcription regulatory region sequence-specific DNA binding
Source: RefSeq, a predicted model, not a curated record
AUGGCGCAUAACGGCGCAUCGUUUACGCAGCACCCCCUAAUUUAUGCAUCCUCGAUCCUCCACAUUCCACCGCCUCAAGAGCUACUCCAACUGGUCGCUAAUUGGAAAAACUACUCUUCUUCUGCGUCCAGGACACCUUCAGCUUUUAAUCGGCCACCGAAUAGUAGCGGUAACGGCAGUGGUCGCAGCGGCCCCUCUGCGGAAGUGCCUCUCAGUGCACGUACAUCUCGAACAGCCACACAGUCCGUGACGGUGAAGCAAUGCAACUGUCAAAAAUCGGGUCCGAUAUGGACCGACGCUCAAACAGAGAUAAUGGCUCUGAAUUCGUCGAGCCAGACUACAGGUGGCUCCACUACCUCAGUCUCAGGUGCACAGUCGGCCGAGAGUGUGAGACGAUUUGACUUCCGAAAGCUGGCAGACUCUUGCCUGAGGUCUACAAGAGAUCAGUCCACACUGAAGACUGUUGAAGGGACAGAAAGGCGCCAGAAAUGCUUUCCCAAACUGCGAUUUCACUACCCACUCUUAACCACCCGCUCCACAACCAACAAGUGCAGAACGAAAAGGCAGUACAUAUGCCGUUUUUGCUACCGACAAUUCACUAAGUCCUACAAUCUUCUCAUUCAUGAACGAACUCACACAAAUGAGCGACCCUUUUCGUGUGAGGUUUGUGGAAGGGCAUUUCGAAGGCAGGACCAUCUACGCGAUCACAAAUACAUACAUAGCGCAAAGAAGCCAUUUGCCUGUGAACUUUGCGGGAAGGGAUUCUGUCAGUCGCGAACACUUGCGCUGCACAAAAUAACUCAUUUUCCAAACUAA